Messenger RNA from Chiloscyllium plagiosum (whitespotted bambooshark), 1661 nucleotides. The record is from RefSeq and is a predicted model, not a curated record. Lineage: Eukaryota; Metazoa; Chordata; Chondrichthyes; Orectolobiformes; Hemiscylliidae.
AAGCCUGAGACACAGAUGCUGUCCGGGGAACAGGGUGGUAUUUUGAAGUAUCGGAAAGAUGGGCAGAAAUCUGCUCGGCAGCAACUGAGAGAGGCACUGAAGUCUGCGUUCACACCGACAGCUUCACAGAGCAAGCUAACGGCCUCCAUCUUGGAAAGCCAUUGUGAGAAGAACCUGAGGGAGGACAGGGACUAUGGCGAGGAGGCGAGUGAUUGUGACACUUCAGUGGACAGCACCUUUUAUGAUGAAAGGAAGUCAAAGCGAAGAGUACGGACAACCUUCAGCACAGAGCAACUCCAUGAGUUGGAGAAGAUCUUCCAGAUCACGCACUACCCAGAUGUUUGCACACGGGAUAAACUUGCAGCUAAGAUUGACCUGCCUGAAGCCAGGGUUCAGAUUUGGUUCCAAAAUCGCCGAGCAAAAUGGAGGAAGUAUGAGAAGCUGGGGAAUUUUGGUGGAUUGCAACACCUCACUGAGGUAGAUGUGGUUCCUGCUCCCAAGUCUCAAACCGAGAUUUCAAAUGCAAUAGUAAAUAAAGCGUCGAUGGCCCCAUUGUUAUUGAACUAUUACCCCCACAUUCCAGAGUCUUGGACAUCGAUGUUGGCUCCAUACUCCUCAGCACUGGCACCACUGUCUGCAGUAGAUCCCAUCACCAUGUCAAAGCUCCAGCCUCAUUUCUUAUGGGUUCCGCCAUACCAUGUGCCCAACUCUACUGGGCUACAGUGGGACGUGAUGUGUAAGGGCCUCAGAAGAAACUAUUCGAAAUAAAGUUGGCCACCAAAGGCUAGAACAUGCCCCCAGCAAAUCCAGGAGGCCAGACAAGAUGCAGAAAGGCUUUUGGAGACUCACCUUGAAGUAACUUGGUCUUUUGCAUUGUAAAUAUGUUUGUCCAGAGGCUAUUAUUGAAUAAUAGUCAAAAGGUGAGGUUACGGGGAGUCCCCAGUCAUCACCCUGAGAACUGUGAUGAAACUAUCCUCACUAGACUAGUGGCGUGGAGGCUCUCAGAAUCCAUGGUUGGCUCAGGAUGAGACCUGUGGAGGUCUUGAUGUGAAUUAGUUGGAAGGUCCUGGUCAAGUCCUUUCAUAACUCUUUCUUUAACUCCUGCUGUUCUCACAUAUUGAGCCCUCCCAUUCCCCAUCAGACUGUGUAGAUACUCUUCUCUCUCUCUCUAACUACCUUAACAGGCAUAGCUUUCAAACAACAGGAUUUAUUUCCCAAAUGUGCAAACCUUUCGCCAUGGAAGAAGAACGUUAUUGUGAAUGCUCAUGUCUGUCCGAGCUGGAUUCUGACCUGGGUGCCAAAGAAGAGAGUCAUAUUGGAAUAAAACACAAUCCUAUUCACGUUCCUGUCCUGCAGAAUUCUUUAUAGUCAUAAAUGAGUGUGGGAAAUGGGCAGAAAGCUGAGAAUAGACAAUUUCUCUAUGAUUGGGAUAUUGUUUGGUAUAGCACUGGUUAUGAGAGGGUAAUGAAGGAGCAUUUGACUGGAGGCAACAAUGAGGAUAAACAGCUUAUGGAUUGCGGAAAAAGGAGGGCUAAGAGGCUGAAUAGGUCUGACCUUUAUCUAUGAGUAUGCAUGGAAAGUUACCACAGGGUAGGUACAUUGCAAUGAACUCGCUGCUUAGCCCCGCUGUUGUUAAUGCCAUCUGUGUUGAUAAUGCUAAU